Penicillium canariense is the source of this 2124-nucleotide messenger RNA. RefSeq names its product serine/threonine protein kinase nimA (gene nimA). The record is from RefSeq and is a predicted model, not a curated record. Lineage: Eukaryota; Fungi; Ascomycota; Eurotiomycetes; Eurotiales; Aspergillaceae. Gene Ontology annotation, biological process: protein phosphorylation; chromosome segregation. Bases 1 to 2124 code for a protein of 707 amino acids. The transcript is spliced from 4 exons. Gene Ontology annotation, cellular component: centrosome; cytoplasm; nucleus. Gene Ontology annotation, molecular function: protein kinase activity; ATP binding.
AUGGCGAUUGCUUUGGCUGAGGCGGACAAGUAUGAGAUCUUGGAGAAGAUUGGUUGCGGCUCCUUCGGCAUCAUCCGUAAAGUCAAGCGAAAAUCAGACGGAUUCAUACUAUGUCGGAAGGAGAUCAAUUACAUCAAGAUGUCCCAGAAGGAGCGCGAGCAGCUCACGGCCGAGUUCAAUAUCCUGAGCUCUCUUCGACACCCGAACAUCGUUGCCUAUUAUCACCGCGAACACCUCAAAGCAAGCCAAGACCUCUACCUGUACAUGGAAUAUUGCGGUGGCGGAGACCUCAGCAUGGUUAUCAAGAAUCUCAAAAAGGCGAACAAGUUGGCUGAGGAGGAAUUCGUCUGGCGCAUCCUGUCACAGCUGGUGACUGCCCUGUACCGGUGUCACUAUGCAGCGGAUCCUGCGGAAGUUGGAUCAAACAUUCUGGGAGCACCACCGAAGACAUCUGGGUUGAAGGGAAAGCAAGGACAAGUGACUAUCCUGCACCGCGACCUCAAACCUGAGAACAUCUUCCUCGGUAGCGACAAUACUGUGAAGCUGGGUGACUUCGGUCUGUCCAAGCAGAUGCAAUCCCACGAUUUUGCAUCCACCUACGUUGGCACACCCUUCUAUAUGUCUCCUGAAAUCUGCGCGGCUGAAAAGUACACCCUCCGAUCGGACAUUUGGGCGGUCGGAUGUAUCAUGUACGAGCUUUGUGCGAAGGAGCCCCCCUUCAAUGCCCGUACCCAUAUCCAACUGGUGCAGAAGAUCCGCGAGGGCAAAUUCGCACCCCUCCCGGACUAUUACUCGCCUGAACUGAAAAACGUCAUUGGUAGCUGCUUGCGCGUCAACCCGGACAACCGCCCGGACACGGCUGCUCUGAUCAACCUUCCUAUCAUUCGUCUGAUGCGCAAGGAAAAAGAGGUUGUGGAUCUUGGCAAGACCCUGCGCCGCCGAGAGGAAGUUGCUGUACAGAAGGUCCGCGAGAUGGAGCAGAAAUUGGUCAACAUGGAGAAAGAAAAGCAGCAAAUGAAGGCCGACGUCGAAAGCACCGUUCGCCGGGAAUGGGAAGUCAAGGCGCGACUUGAGAUCGAUCGUCAGGUGCAAAGCGAGUUGGACCGACUGCGCAAGCGCUUUGAGUCGGAGGUACAAGAGCGCGUUUCGAUUGAAUUAGAGAAGCAAAAGAGACACAGCAACCCUCGCGAUGAGUUAUUCCGCGCUAGCCUUCGCCGCUCUGAUUCCAGUUCGCAAGAAUCCUCUCGAACGAGUGGUCGUGAAUCACGUUCUUCUGGCGUUACGACCGACGACUCCGACACCCCGUCCAGCACAGAUAUCAGCCAGCUGUCGCUUGAGUCUCCUACCUCUAACACCAGGAAGCCAAGGAAAGAAACUCGCACUCCCUUCUGCCGCUCGAAGACAGUAGUCGAGUCGCCCCAGGAUGUGCAAAUGGCCGAGCCAUCUCCAAUUUCCAUUGCUUCCCUCUCCCUUUCGCCCCGUCGCACCUCUGCCACAGGCACUUCUCGCAACAUCUUUGCUGAAGCUGAGCGCCAAAAGGCCAAGUGGGAGCCUACUUUGGCAUACUCCGACGACGAGGACGAUACACCCGACCUGCCAUCGCCUACUCGCCCUAAGGUUAAGCCCGAUCCCUUCAAGGCACCUCCGCGACCCCUUCUGCGACAGAACACUGCAGCUCUCAUGCAAAAGCUCAGCACUCAGCCCCCCUUUUCCCUACCAAUGGAGCCCGAGUUCCUCAACGAAGGCCGGGCAAAGUCUCCCCACCGACGUCUGUCUAAGAUCCCAUCAUCUGCCAACCUUGCAGCGGAUGCAUCCCCGACCCGCAAGAACUCCUCUAAGCAACCCCCUCCCAAGGUUGGUGGUGCCGGCGGCGAAGAGAUGUUCAAGGCUGUCAUGCAACGCAACAUGGGUGGCCGCACCCUGGUGGAGCUCGCCCAAGCCAGAGCCGGUGGCCGUCCUGUGGAUGAAUUCAAGCGGUGCGCUAGUGACUCUCGAACCACUCCUCAUAAUUCUAGCCUUGGGUCUUCUGAGCGGGAUCCGCCCGCCAUAUGGGACCCUGAACGCGACGAGAUGCCCAGUCCCUUCCUCGCCCGGGGAAAGAAAGUUAUCCGCAACCUCCGGUGA